This is a messenger RNA of Moesziomyces antarcticus, 1338 nucleotides long. RefSeq lists its product as uncharacterized. The transcript has a single exon. Gene Ontology annotation, cellular component: membrane. Gene Ontology annotation, molecular function: acyltransferase activity, transferring groups other than amino-acyl groups. Gene Ontology annotation, biological process: polysaccharide biosynthetic process. The record is from RefSeq and is a predicted model, not a curated record. The coding region runs from base 1 to 1338 and encodes 445 amino acids. Lineage: Eukaryota; Fungi; Basidiomycota; Ustilaginomycetes; Ustilaginales; Ustilaginaceae.
AUGUCGAAAGCUCUGGGUAGCAUCCACACACACAGCUCGGACGAGGAGGCGCAGAGGCCAGCCCUCUCGGCGCCGCCUUCCUACCGAUCCUCUCGCGAAGGAAGCCCGGUUCACGAUGCUACCACAGAGACAUCAAACAUGCUUCCGCUGCCUGCGGGAGCUUCUGGCGCGGCUGACCUGUCCUCGCGGGGCGCAAGCAAGAAGCUCAAGAAGAUCGGAUUCGUUCCCGGCUGGGAAGGCCUGCGAGGCAUCGCUGUUGCUCUGGUCAUGGUCUCGCACGUCGUAGAGAAGAAGGAGAUGCUUGGCACCCUGGGUGUUGGCGUCUUCUUUGUGCUUUCGGGCUUCCUCAUCACGGGCGUGCUCAUGUCGCAGAUCGAAAAGAGCGAGCAAAGGUACCGAGAGUCGUCUGCGACUUCGGAGACCAAGCCGUUGCUGGGUCGAUUUGCAUUCCUUCCACGAUUCUACAUGGACCGAUUCGUGCGACUCACGCCCGCUUUGGCGCUCAUGGUGGGCAUCGUCUACAAGAUCGGUAUCCACAACGGCAUUCCUGCGGCUGUCCUGCGUUCCGAUGCGCUGGCAGCGUUCUUCUACGUGCACAACAUCUAUCCGAUCAUGCCGCAAGAGCCCCGACUCAUGUACCCGGGCAUGUACCUCAACACAUGGUCGCUGGCGGUGGAGGAGCAGUUCUACAUCUUCUGGUCGCUCGUCAUCUCCUUUGUGGUGCCGCUCUCGUUCCGCAGCCGAGCGGUCGUCAUGGGCCUGCUGGUCUUUGUUGGAUUCUACAUCCGCUACUACAGCGGUUGGAACUUCCUGGGCGACAAGAUGUAUGGCAUUGACUACCGAUACGCCUACUCUGCCAACGCGUGGAAGAUGUUCAUCGGCUGCUCGGCUCGUCUGCUUCCCAUCCCGGAGCAGCUGACGCGCAAAUGGGUGGGCAUGGUCAGCACGAUCUUCUUCUUCUUCCUCACCUACAUGUGGGGCUACGGUCUAACCGCCUUUGACUUCCGCACCUCGGGCGUGUGGCUCGAGCUCUUUACGGCGCUGACGGUGCUGCUGGUGGUGCUGGGAAGCAUCAACGGCAACCCGAUCCUCGAGUCGCAGCUCUUCCGCUUCCCCGGUCGUAUCUCGUACUCUUGGUACCUCUGGCAGUUCCCGCUGCAGGCUCUGCAUGGCUGGCCCAUCGGAAACUGGGGCCCGACCGGUCUGGCAUUCAUGGUGUCCACUUUCACCACGUUCAUGAUCGAGGAGCCCAUUAGGAACAGGUACCAUGCGUGGAAGAACCACAAGGCCGAAGCCAGCGUGGAUGCGGAGAAGAUCCACGCCCGACGCGAAGACUAA